Molecule: messenger RNA, 315 nt
Organism: Rangifer tarandus platyrhynchus (Svalbard reindeer)
Lineage: Eukaryota; Metazoa; Chordata; Mammalia; Artiodactyla; Cervidae
Source: the annotation of a GenBank genome assembly
AUGCAGAUGGCAGCGGGGCUGUCGCAGGAAGUGGGCUGCCGCCUGUCACCUCUAAGGCUGGCUCCUGUGUAUCACCCUCGCUGCGGACCCUGUGAGGUCACAGACGUCCCAGGCAAGGCUGCGGCCUGCUUGGGAGGCGCUUUUUCCCUCUUCCGUCCGGCGCUUCUCGGAUACCGCAAAGCCGGCUGCAAGCGCUGGAAGCAAGCGGUUCAUUUCUGCGGCAGACAUGGCCGCCGGCUCCGCAGCUCUGUCACGAGGGCUUUCCUGACUUCUUCCUCGACCUUGGCUCACAUCCCAGCCCCGAGCUCCUGGUGA